Alosa sapidissima (American shad) is the source of this 2652-nucleotide messenger RNA. Its product is annotated as junctional adhesion molecule A-like. Bases 366 to 1295 code for a protein of 309 amino acids. Gene Ontology annotation, cellular component: bicellular tight junction. Gene Ontology annotation, biological process: regulation of membrane permeability; intestinal absorption; cell adhesion. Lineage: Eukaryota; Metazoa; Chordata; Actinopteri; Clupeiformes; Clupeidae. The record is from RefSeq and is a predicted model, not a curated record. The transcript is spliced from 12 exons.
UUCCACAAGGUGCAUUCUAAGGCUUUGGCUGCACGCUUGUUAUUGUCACUACGGCAACGGCAUUAUUUAGAAUGCAUUUACUUUUAAAGGAACUAGGCUACAGUAAAGUCUUGGAUACGGUGCUACUUUGUAGCUUAGGAAUAGUAACUCUUACGGAGAACAAGGCUACUUGUAUAGCUCUCACGGUGCUACUUUGUAGCUUAAGGACUCGACUCUUACGGAGAACAAGGCUUAUCGUAUAGCUCUUACGGUGCUACUCUGAUUCUUAAGGAUAAAUCUUAGCACUCAGCUGGAACGGGAACAAGAGUUUGGACGGAAGACUUUGAAAGUCCGUUAUUACCGAGGGCUGGAAUUCUCUGACCGAAAUGUUCAGGCUUUUGUUUGGAUGGCUGACGCUACCGCAGGUGCUGCUGCUGGUGCUGCUGUGCGCGACAGGAGCUCAGGCCUUUACUGCCAGCACGAGCACUCCAACGGUGAAAGUCGAGGAGAAUGAGGGUGCGGAUCUGAAGUGCACCCACAGUGGAGACUUUGGGGCAGACGCCAGAGUGGAGUGGAAGUUUCAGGAUGUCAAAGCCACGCAGACGUCUCUGGUCAUUUACAAUGGACAGGCUACAGCUAGCUAUGUGGGUCGCGUGGUCCAGUACGCUGGGGGACUGCGCUUCAACAAGGUGACCAGGAAGGACACAGGCCUGUACAUCUGUUCUGUGGCUGGCAACGGGUUCUCCGCAGACGCCAAGGUCACCCUCAUAGUCUUGGUGGCUCCGUCUGUGCCCGUCAGUCGCAUCCCAGAAUCGGUGAAAUUGGGGACCAAUGUCAAGCUGACCUGCAGCGACAGCCAGGCUUCGCCCCCACCGACCUACAACUGGUAUAAGAACAACGAGCCCCUGCCCGUGGACCCCAGCAAGUUCCCCAACUUCCGUAACAUGAGCUACAAGCUCAACCCAGCCACUGGCACACUGGUCUUUCCCUGUGUGUCUCAGAUCGAUGAAGGGCAGUAUUUCUGCGAGUCCACUAAUACAGCUGGACCUCCCCAACGAUCUGUUGCCACCAAGAUGGCCGUCUAUGGAGUAAACACUGGAGGCAUUGUUGCCGGGGUGAUCAUCCUUCUGAUCCUCUUGGUGUUGCUCAUUGUCGGACUGUGGUUCGCUCAUCGCAAAGGCUACCUCGCAAAGGUGAAGGAGCGAGUGUCAGGAAGCAGCAGGAGGCAGCAGAACUCUGCAGUGUACCGCCCUACGUCAGACUACGGGGAUGACGAAGAGGGGGAGUUUAAGCAGAAGUCCUCCUUUGUGGUGUAGGAACACCAUUUCACCUCGCCCUACCUUGAGUGACAAUAAGCCAUACAUCAUGGACCAACCCAGGGAUACACCACGUACAACCAUUGAUCACGGACUGACGCAUGGAUGCUCAGACACGUAGAGUAGAGUAGAGUAGAGUAGAGUAGAGUAGAGUAGAGUAGAGUAGAGUAGAGUAGAGUAGAGCAGAGCUUUAAUGCCCCAGGGGGUCAAUUUAGCUCAAAACAGCCUAAAAUCAGGCUCAUAUCAGGGUUAGAUCAGGCUCAUAUCAGGGUAAGAUCAGGCUCAUAUCAGGUUAAUAUCAGGGCCAGUGCUAUCAGGCUCAUAUCAGGUUAAUAUCAGGGCCAGUGCUGUAUCAAAUCAGGACCUGAUCGUGGACAUGGAGAGUGAGCUUCAGAGUCACUGUUUUUUUUUGUUGAUAGAUAUUGUUUUUUUAAUGAUGGGAACGAUAGAAACUUUUGCACUGAUAUGUUUGUCUUCUGUGGAACUCCUGCCAUGUUGUAUCAAUGAUGUGAUAGACGCUAUGUGGCUUUUUAAAAAUAUAUUUUUAAGCUGUGUUUUUUUAGAGACUCCGAUCAUUUGUCCCAUACCUGCCCGCAUCGAAGGUGCAGUUAGUGCUCGUACACAUUUUCAAGCCCAUAGCAUUUUUUGUAACAUGCCAUCUCCUCACGAUCCUCUAACUGCUCAAACAAAAGUUUAUUCAUUAAAGGUAUAGUUAGUAAUCUUAUGUGAUUUCAAGCCCAUACAAAUGUUCCAAAUAUUCAGAUCCUCUCCUUACAGUCAGGUAGCUGCCCAUUCUGUGACAGUUUCUGUUACAAAACAUAUCUGUAGGCAGCCCAGGCUCUGAAAACUGGAAACAGACAAAGUGGAGGCAGCCUGUCUCCAAAACAAAUCUAAAUCUUGGAGUUUCUCUGGGAUUACUGAAAGGAGGGGUGAGCUACCUCUUUGGUGUGUUUCGUUUGAUCCUUGGUUAGAAUAUAAUGUACGUUUUUUUUGGACAAAAGCAUCAGAUUAUAAUUAUAAACAUAAACAGACUUCCUGGGCAAUCGCUGACUGUGCCUUUAAGCUUUCAAAAUACGGGUGAUUUCUGAAGCAUUCAGAUAGCCUGCUUGCUUGCGAGAGUAUAGCUUUUUAUAUAGUAACAUUUACUAAGUAGUUUGUCCCAUCACUGGUAGCUGCGCACAAGCUCCCAGCACAGGUUUUGGGUUGCCAGAUUUUAUGACAAAUGGGUCAAAAUGUUAUGAAGUGAUUGAUUUGCUGGAUGUAUUUCAUACACAAUCUGGCAACGUGGGAAAUGUCAGAUAAACAUACAAAACUAAAGUAUCUGUGAUCUUCAUAAUGAAGUGUAAUGGUCGUGUAA